AUGUUCAAAUCUUCAUCCAAAGUUAUUCUCAAUCAACACAAGACUGGUGCCUUGUUGCUCGGUCGUUCUUUGAACGGAUCAUCAAGCCGUUUCUAUGCUACUGAUAAGAAACAAGUUGUUAUUGUCGGUGGUGGUCCAGGUGGAUAUGUAGCAGCAAUUAAAGCAGCUCAACUCGGUCUCAAGACUGUUUGUGUUGAAAAGAGAGGAACAUUGGGUGGUACUUGUUUGAAUGUUGGUUGCAUUCCUUCAAAGGCCUUGCUUCACGCUUCCCACAUGUAUCACGAAGCUCACGGAUCAACCUUCGCCAAGUGGGGUAUCUCAUUGAAGGAUGUUAAAAUUGAUGUUGCUACAAUGCAAAAACAAAAGGAAAAGGCUGUUUCCGGAUUGACAGGAGGCAUUGAACAUCUUUUCAAAAAGUAUAAAGUUGAAUAUGUAAAGGGUGAAGGUACCAUCGUCGGAAAGAACGAAGUUGCUGUUAAGGGUUUGGACGGAAAGAAUGAUACAAUCACAACAGAGAAUAUUGUUAUUGCAACUGGUUCUGAGCCUACUCCUCUUCCAUUCCUCCCAUUCGACGAGAAGGUAAUCUUGUCAUCCACUGGUGCUCUCUCACUUGGCCACAUUCCAAAGAGAAUGGUCGUUAUUGGAGCUGGUGUCAUUGGUUUGGAAAUGGGAUCUGUUUAUUCUCGUUUAGGAUCUGAAGUCACAGUCGUUGAAUAUGCUGACCGUGUUUCUCCAUUCUUGGACAAGGAAGUGAGUGCCACAUUGAAGAAGAUUUUGGAAAAGCAAGGAAUGAAAUUCAAAUUGGGAGUUGCUGUCAAGUCAGGAAAGAUCGUCGAUGGAAAUAAGGUUGUUCUUGAACUUGCCAAUAAUGCCUCUGGUGCAGUUGAAUCCUUCGAAGCUGAUGUUGCUUUGAUUAGUAUUGGUAGACGUCCAUACACUCAAAAUUUGGGCUUGAACAAUGUUGGUAUUCCUCUCGACGAACGUGGACGUGUUGUCAUUGAUGAACACUUCCGUACAAAGGUUCCAAAUAUUUAUGCAAUUGGUGACGCUGUAAGAGGACCAAUGCUUGCUCACAAGGCUGAAGAUGAAGGUCUGGCAGUUGCCGAGUCAUUGGCUGGACGUCAUGGUCACGUCAAUUAUGAUGCCAUUCCAAACGUUAUUUACACUCAUCCUGAAAUUGCUUCUGUUGGUAAGACUGAAGAAGAGUUGACAAAGGAAGGCAUCAAAUAUAAGGUCGGAAAAUUCCCAUACAUGGGUAACUCUCGUGCUCGUACAAUUGAUGAUGGUACUGAAGGAUUUGUUAAGAUUUUGACUGAUGCUCAAACUGAUAAGGUUUUGGGAGUUCACAUCAUUGGUAUUUAUGCUGGUGAAUUGAUUUCUGAAGCAGUUUUGGCUAUGGAAUAUGGAGCUAGCGCUGAAGACAUUGCCCGUACAUGUCAUGCUCACCCAACAUUGUCUGAAGCUGUUAAGGAAGCUGCUCUGGCUGCUUAUGAUGGUAAACCAAUCCAUUUCUAA
Messenger RNA from Naegleria fowleri, 1515 nucleotides. RefSeq lists its product as uncharacterized. Lineage: Eukaryota; Heterolobosea; Eutetramitea; Acrasida; Naegleriidae. The transcript is spliced from 3 exons. Gene Ontology annotation, molecular function: flavin adenine dinucleotide binding; dihydrolipoyl dehydrogenase (NADH) activity. The record is from RefSeq and is a predicted model, not a curated record. Gene Ontology annotation, cellular component: mitochondrion; oxoglutarate dehydrogenase complex. Bases 1 to 1515 code for a protein of 504 amino acids.